Erigeron canadensis is the source of this 463-nucleotide messenger RNA. Its product is annotated as LOB domain-containing protein 25. The transcript has a single exon. The record is from RefSeq and is a predicted model, not a curated record. Lineage: Eukaryota; Viridiplantae; Streptophyta; Magnoliopsida; Asterales; Asteraceae. The coding region runs from base 1 to 447 and encodes 148 amino acids.
AUGGCUUCUUCCAGUAGUAGUCAUCCAAGUGCUCCCUGCGCUGCCUGCAAGUUCUUAAGAAGGAAAUGCAUCCAGGGAUGUGUGUUCGCCCCCUAUUUCCCACCCGAAGAUCCAACAAAAUUCGUCAACGUCCACAAAAUAUUUGGCGCGAGCAAUGUUAGCAAACUCCUCAAUGAAAUUGCACCCCACCAAAGGGAAGAUGCUGUCAGUUCUCUUGCCUAUGAGGCCGAGGCACGCCUUAAAGACCCCGUUUAUGGCUGCGUUGGUGCUAUUUCUGUACUCCAAAGGCAAGUUCUUCGGCUCCAAAAGGAACUUGACGCAACUAAUGCAGAUCUUAUUCGGUUUUCAAGCAGCCAAAGUAUAUCAACAACACCGCCAAGUUCUCAACCAAAUUCGCAUGUAUCGCCUUCUUCUAAUUAUGGUAGUACUUAUUCAUCAUGGAGUUAAUGAUUACCAUUAAUAC